Molecule: messenger RNA, 4544 nt
Organism: Lepisosteus oculatus (spotted gar)
Lineage: Eukaryota; Metazoa; Chordata; Actinopteri; Semionotiformes; Lepisosteidae
Source: RefSeq, a predicted model, not a curated record
AACACCUUCGGAGAGCGCGUCACAUGUCGGAGCGCAGGUCGCCGAGGGAAUUGGUUGGUAUUUUUGAACUCAACUGAAAGCAAAACGCGUUUUCAUAAAUUUUAAAUAUAGGAGGCGUUGUGUUGCAGGAGAGAGCGGUUUGCAGCGAGCGGGAGCCUUUUGCGCUUCGACUGCCUGCGAGACUGCGAGGUGCCGUCUCCCGCCGUUAAUUACUCGUCCUGGCUAAUUAAGAGACGGAAAUAACAACACGAGGAGAGGACACUCGUGCCACGGGGCAGCGUAGGGCUCGUCGGGACUCCGUUCGCUUUCUCGCUGUUGUUUAUUUGAGGGUAAAUGACAGUGGGAAACCGGCGCCUCGUCCGGACUAAGCUGAUUUAUUGAUGAGAAGGAGGACAGUUGCCGCUUUUAUCCCAACCCAGGGCUGGGAGCACUGCGAGCGGGCGGCACACACGCGCACCUGCGGACCCCGGGACCCGGCGGCGGUCAGCCCGCGGCCGGCGGCGAGCGGAGGGAGCGGACGGGCGCCCAGGUGCAGCCCAACCCGCCAGCGACGCGCGGGGUCCGCGAGUGAGACAGAGGCUCCGGUCCUCCCGCGCCGGAGCGCACAAGCGCGGGGCGGCGCGCUGUGAGCAGGAGCCUGAAGUCUCGGCGAGGAGACGGAGUUCACCUGUCGGCGGAGCACACGGCCGCCGCGUCCGCGGUUUUAUCUGCUUCUGCUUAUCAACCGCUUCGGCGAUCUACCCGCCCGAAGGACCGACGGGCGGGAGACGGACGGCGGCACCCCGUCGCUCGUAGGCGAGGGGUUUCGGACUCCUUCAGCGUUUCGUUUCGGGCCUCGUGUUGCAACUUCUUGCGCGGCGCGACCCGGCUCGCCGGCUGGACUCACGGGGGGCUCCGCUGGCGAACAUUUCUGGGGUGGUGUGCGAGACUGUCGUUCAGGCACAAACAGAGAGCCUCCUCUGUUCUGGGAGGCGGGACGGGAAGCCGGAGGAGGGGAUGAGGGUCUUAUCUGUGGCGAAGUCAGAAGCCCGUUUGUCAGCCAGUGUCGGUCUUGUUGCUGUUGCCGUUUUCUGAAGGCAGAAUCUCUCCCGCGAGCGAGGAGGCGCACCAGCCGUGAGCAUGCCGAAGAAAGCCCCCCUCGUCUGCCCUCCUGCGCUGUCGGGUUGCUGGGACACGACCCUCUUCGGUUUCGGCCCGGGACCUCAGGGGAUUGUACUGUGACUGGGAGAGGCGGCUGAGAAACAUUCCGAAAACAGAGAAGAAGCGACUCCAGGGAAAACUCGCCCCAGACCCGCCCCUCCAAAAAACAACAAACAACAACAACAACAAAACACCCCCAAAACAAACCACGGGCCCGGCCAGUCUGGAAUAUUGGGUCGGACGAGCGUGUCUCCGCGCGAAACCAAGCAAAUCUCCAACAUGUUCAAACGGGGCUGUGGGCUGGAGUUCCUGCUGGUCCUGUGCGGUCUGGAGCUGUCCUGGUCGUGCCCGCGCCACUGCGUCUGCUACACCUCCCCCACCACCGUCAGCUGCCAGGCCCACAACUUCCUGGCGGUGCCCGAGGGCAUCCCGCCGCACAGCGAGCGCAUCUUCCUGCAGAACAACCGCAUCCACCGGCUGCUGCGCGGCCACUUCAGCCCGCACACUGUCACGCUCUGGAUGUACUCCAACAACAUCACCUACAUUGAGCCCAGCACCUUCCACGGCUUCACCCAGCUGGAGGAGCUCGACCUGGGCGACAACCGCUUCCUGCGCGCGCUGGCGGCGGACACCUUCCACGGGCUGUCCCGCCUGCACGCCCUGCACCUGUACCGCUGCGGCCUGAGCAGCCUGCCCAGCGGCAUCUUCCAGGGGCUCAGCAACCUGCAGUACCUCUACUUACAGGACAACCGCAUCGAGAUCCUGCAGGAUGACCUGUUUGUGGACCUGGUGAACCUCAGCCACCUGUUCCUGCACGGGAACCAGCUGCGCAGCCUGCACCAGAACACCUUCCGGGGCCUGGGCACCCUGGACCGCCUGCUGCUGCACCAGAACCGGCUGCACUGGGUGCACCACUGGGCCUUCCACGACCUGAAGCGGCUCACCACCCUCUACCUGUUCAACAACUCCCUGGCCGAGCUGUCGGGCGAGUGCCUGGCGCUGCUGCCCUCGCUGGAGUACCUGCGGCUCAACGACAACCCCUGGGAGUGCGGCUGCCCGGCACGCUCGCUCUGGGACUGGCUGCAGCGUUUCCGGGGCUCCGUCUCCUCCGUCGUGUGCCGGGCACCCCCGGAGCUGAGCGGCAGGGACCUCAAGCAGCUGCACAAGGAGGACUUCCCCCACUGCUCCGGCUCGGAGUCGCUGCACCAGAUCAAGACCAGCACCUGGACCACAGCCGACAAGGUGUCUCUCAAGAAGGAGGGCCGCGCCCGGAACUGCACCCGCCACCGCCCCCGGGGCCCCAAGAAGGGCCUUAACGAGGUGCACGUCCUGGAGGAGAUGGCCGACAAGGAAUACUCGGCCCCCGAGUUCCCGGGAGACGGCAAAUACGACCACACGGGUGGAGCCCCCCGCAGGAAGUCCAAGUGCACCCCCAGGACCCCUGUGCGCCCCCCCAGCGGGGUCAAGCAAGCCACCAACCGGGCACACUCCCUGCUGGGAGGCCACCUGAGCCGAGCCCUGUCCCUGCUAGCGCCACUGACUGCAAUUAUACUGCGGUGAACCAGCAGGGGGCGCUCUGCCAAAUCGCUGUCCUUCAGACUGACACCAGCCCCUGCACUGGCAAAUGUGUGUGUGUUUGUGUGAGUGUGUGUGCGCGAGUGUGCGUGCAUGUGUGCGUGUGCGCGGGGGGCUUACUGUCUCCAAGCAUUCAAUUAAAAGACUAAUCAAACGUAAGGAACAGAGGUGGACAAGGGAAAGACACAGACCCAGAAGGCUCUCGCACUGCCACUCGAUUUUUGUUCGAAUUUUUGUUCUGGCUUUGGAAUUCCGUCGAUUUUCUCUCAGCACCGAGGACCAAACUUCAGCAGCUGUGAGAGCUGGGGAAAACAAGGCGCCGGCCUGCGGCGGGGGGGGGGGCAGACCAGAGACGGUGAACUCAGAAAAGUCCCCUUUUUCCUCUCUCUCCUUUUCGUUUUUUUCUACCCAGCAAAGAGGAGGGGGGUACCUGCUCCCGUCUCUCCUUGAGUGUGGAACUGAAUUACUCGCUCCGAUACGUCCGCAGGCGGUCGGACUACGAUGUACCGCCAGCCCCGGACCCGUGCAGCCAUGUCCUGGACCAGCACAGACUUUUGACGGGGCCAGUCGGUACCUCACCACACGGCAGGCGGCACAACCAGGGAAGGCACAAAGGAAACCCCGCCUGCCUGUCCCUCUGAUGGCUUGGCUGUUAUCGCCGGAGCUCGUCACAGGACGGUGCUCUGAGUGUUUCAUGUCGGUUUUGUCACGUUCGCGUUAAUGAAAACCUGCUUCGUUUCCACCGAAGCCAAUUCAGCUGCCACACCACAGGGAACGUCUUAAUACCUCCACCGCUCGGCGUCAAACAAACUCUCCACGGAGAAAGCCGUGCACAGCUUCUCACAGAUGAGUUUUUACUACGUUUUGCUGUCGAGUUUUUUUUUUAACCUUUGUUUUCUUAACCCAGAACUGGGACCUGGUGGGGGAUGGGGGGAGGAUGGGGAAUGGUGACCUCUGACCCCCUCUCGCCCCUGCUGCCAGGGGACAUCGCGCGCCCCCUGUCUGUUUCUCACCAACAAAGAGCAAGAACCCCGCUCUCACACUGCUGGAAAACACAACAGAGACACAUAUCAGCAGCCUCCUGCUCAAAACACUGGGGCAGGGGCAAAAAUAAAUAAAUGAAAAGGCUUUGAUCUGUACUACUGACGAGUCGCUACUCCCAGAAUGCAGCUGAACAAGGGAAACGGGCAGAUCUGGACUGCCACCACAGAGCCGCAGGGACAGAGACCCAGGAACAGUCCAGCGCUCUUCGAAAACACGCCGAGGGAGCCCAGGGCAAGACAAUCUACGCUGGAACUCAUCCCCCCUCCCAGGGACAUCUGUCCGAACCGGAGGACGCAGCCGGACGAACUAGUGGGCAAAACACAGGAAACAGAGCAGUUCGGCAUCCUGCAUUUCCUGACUGUGUUUGUACUAAAGUGACUAGAACAUUAUUAACAUCCGUAAUAAUUAUAACAGUACUGACUAUGAUAAUAACUAUACCGAUAACAAGAAUAUUACCGAUAACAGGGUUGUCCUUUCAAAAGGGGGGAGUUUUUAUUUUCCUUGUUUUGUAACUUCUUCACACUGUCCCGCACCGCUCUCUCCUGUCCCCAGCCCCCUGCUCCUUCUCCCCCAUGACCGAUCUGUACCGUAUGUCGUUAACAAAGAAGAACCAACGUACAAAAAAAAAAAAUGUUUAUAAAUGAUAUUAAAAAACCUAUAUCUUCUUAUGCUAAAGGUGGUGGGCUGUGUUCGGUCUUUCCCUCUCCAGGAUCCCUCCUGGCUCUCGGAGGGGGGUUUCAGGGUGGCUGUGAUUGUGCAGCUCAGUGCCUCGGCAGCCUGCCUGG